Molecule: messenger RNA, 2220 nt
Organism: Homalodisca vitripennis (glassy-winged sharpshooter)
Lineage: Eukaryota; Metazoa; Arthropoda; Insecta; Hemiptera; Cicadellidae
Product: kelch-like protein 10
Exons: 9
Coding region: 184-1917 (577 amino acids)
Molecular function (GO): protein binding
Source: RefSeq, a predicted model, not a curated record
AAAACACUUCUGGAGGAUUGAUUCAUGACGGUUAAACAUAUGAUUUCGACAUUUUGAUAAUCAACAAUAUAAUACACGAGUAAAACCACCUGUUGUGCAAUAUAUUAAAAGUACUAAAUCUGCAAUUUAUUUAAAGUUGAAAUUUCUAAAAUUAGUAAUUAAUAAUCAGAGAAUUUGUUGAGUAUGUCAACUGCAAGUUGGAACGAUCUCAGAAUUAACCAACAAGUUUGUGAUGGCGUGAUCAAAACGCCAGACGGAGGAUCUUUUCCAAUCCACCGAGUGAUCCUGAGUGCGUUCAGUCCUUAUUUUCGUGCUUACUUCACCAACAGCCUGAAUAACGGAAAUCCUGAAUUCACAGAAAUGGUUAUAUCAGACGUAUCUUCUGAGAUCAUUGGCUUAAUUAUUGAGUUUGCCUAUACACAAAGCUGUCCGGUAGUGAUGACCAACGUUCACGCACUCAUGAUCGCAGCUGACAAGCUAUCUUGUUUGCCUGUAGUCAACUUCUGCAGCGACUUUAUCUCCAGAAACAUCUCUUCUACGAAUUGCAUCAGCACUUGGAAGUUUGCAAAAAGUUACUUCUGCCGAGAUCUUGAGGUGAAAUCAUGGCAGUACAUCUGUGACCACAUAGAGACCGUGAUGUUAUCACCAGAGUUCAAGACUUUGACAGCUGAUGAGUUGACAAAACUCCUGUCGGCCGAUGAGUUAAACGUGAAACAAGAAGAGGUGGUGUUCGAGGCUAUAUCUCGCUGGGUGUUGGUGGACCCCCCUUCUCGGCAACAACACGUCUCUCAGUUGCUGCAUUGUGUCAGAUUCGGACUCGUAUCUUUAGAGUAUUAUUGUGACGUGAUCAGAUCGUUUCCAUUUAACACUGAGGAAAGUCGAGAGCUGCUGAGUACUAUUGAUGUCCUGUUUGACACAUGUGAAGAUGCUUACUACUACCGGUACUGCUAUUUUCGACCUAGGAUACCUAACGAGGUGAUAUUCACGUUCGGUGGAUGGACAGAGGGAAGUCCUACAGAUGUUAUUGAAACAUAUGAUAAGAGGUCUGACUGCUGGUAUUUAUCGAAUAUUAAGGACCUGAGAAUUCGAGCGUAUCAUGCAGUGAUCGAGCUGAACAACCUGAUCUACGUUAUUGGCGGAUUCGAUGGUGCAGAAUACUUCAGUACUAUGCAUUGCUUUGACCCCUCUAACUACAGCUGGGCCGAAAAGGCAUGUAUGCACGAUGUACGUUGUUACGUCAGCAUAUGUUCCCUGGACGGAGAGAUCUAUGCUAUUGGUGGCUUUAACGGUCGUGCACGACUAAAUUCUGCAGAGAAGUACAAUCCAUCGUUGAACCAGUGGACUAUGAUCGCUUCUCUGAACAAAAUAAGAUCAGACGCGAGCGCUGCCACUCUAAACGGCAAGAUUUUCGUUGCCGGUGGGUUUAGUGGACACGAGGUUAUGCGUUCGGUUGAAGUGUACAGCCCCGUCACCGGCCACUGGGACUUCGUGGACUCCAUGACCACACCUCGAUCCGGCGUCAGCCUAAUCACUCACGGUCGCUACAUAUAUGCCUUAGGCGGUUUUGACGGCGUCACCAGACUCAACUCUUGUGAACGAUUUAACUCCACGUACAAUAGAUGGGAUCGAAUAGCAGACAUGAUCAGUCCCAGGAGUAAUAUGGCUAGUGUAAUCGUUGACAACAGCAUUUUCGUAAUAGGAGGUUAUAAUGGUUCAUGCACGAUUCCAUAUACGGAGUUCUAUGUCGAAGAAGAAAAAACUUGGUACGAAUCGUCACGCAUGAAUAUCAAUCGUAGUGCUUUAUCGGCGUGUGUAUGCCGUGGGCUUCGUAACGCGAGAAGUUACACGUUCCUGGGCGUAGCGGUCGACCCGACAGAGCGAUACACCGAGGGUGAGUGGAUAAAGAUCAAAGAUUAAAAGCUGAAAAUAUUUCAAUUAAUAGUGGACUCAAUUCCUGUAUAGUGAAACAGUUCUACUAGAAGAAACGGCUUAAAAGUUUUUAUUGUAGCAUUGAGUAAAAAUAUAUUUAACACACUGCAACUUAAGUUCUAAAUUUAAGACAUAAAUAUAUUAUCUAGUGAGUAGAUUAUUUAUACAACAUGUUUUUAUUUGUAUACGUAUUAUUGAUAUUUGUAAUUAAUAAAUCAAUACAAAUUUAUAUGUAUAGUCAAAUGUUUAUGUUAAAUAAGAACAAAUUAUACUUUUUUAUAUUUAAAAAUA